Messenger RNA from Cercocebus atys (sooty mangabey), 684 nucleotides. It is a transcript of the gene UXT, whose product is annotated as ubiquitously-expressed, prefoldin-like chaperone. Gene Ontology annotation, biological process: negative regulation of transcription by RNA polymerase II. The coding region runs from base 111 to 644 and encodes 177 amino acids. The record is from RefSeq and is a predicted model, not a curated record. Gene Ontology annotation, molecular function: transcription corepressor activity. Lineage: Eukaryota; Metazoa; Chordata; Mammalia; Primates; Cercopithecidae. The transcript is spliced from 6 exons.
GGCUAUUUGGUUGGCCAGCGCGCUUGCCACUUACGUCAUUCACCCGCGCCACCCGGAAGCCGCGGUUCCUACCAACCGUUUUUAUUGCUGGCGGCCCUAAGGAGCCCAUCAUGGCGACGCCCCCUAAGCGGCGGGCGGUGGAGGCCACGGGGGAGAAAGUACUGCGCUACGAGACCUUCAUCAGUGACGUGCUGCAGCGGGACUUGCGAAAGGUGCUGGACCAUCGAGACAAGGUAUAUGAGCAGCUGGCCAAAUACCUUCAACUGAGAAAUGUCAUUGAGCGACUCCAGGAAGCUAAGCACUCGGAGUUAUAUAUGCAGGUGGAUUUGGGCUGUAACUUCUUCGUUGACACAGUGGUCCCAGAUACUUCACGCAUCUAUGUGGCCCUGGGAUAUGGUUUUUUCCUGGAGUUGACACUGGCAGAAGCUCUCAAGUUCAUUGAUCGUAAGAGCUCUCUCCUCACAGAAGAUGGUGUAUCCCUGUGUUGCCCAGGCUGGAAUGCAGUGACUGUUUACAGCUGCGAUCAUAGCAUACUACGUCCUCAAACUCCUGGGCUCAAGCAAUCCCCUUGCUUCAGCCUGCCAAGUAACUGGGACUAUAGGCGCACUGCUGUGCCUGGCUUUGUGUUUGUUGAAAUAAUUUGAAAGGGUAUGCUGGAAGCAAAUUAAAGUGGUUAUUGAAGCA